Hevea brasiliensis (rubber tree) is the source of this 2596-nucleotide messenger RNA. RefSeq names its product pentatricopeptide repeat-containing protein At4g26680, mitochondrial. Lineage: Eukaryota; Viridiplantae; Streptophyta; Magnoliopsida; Malpighiales; Euphorbiaceae. Gene Ontology annotation, molecular function: protein binding. The transcript has 2 exons. The record is from RefSeq and is a predicted model, not a curated record. Bases 289 to 1911 code for a protein of 540 amino acids.
CAUUGGACGAGUCCAAGGCAAGGCAGGCACACUUCUGAAGCUCGGCCUCUGUAUUCACAUUGUCAGGCACUACUCGCUGGCUCUAUUCCUCUCAGUCUUGCAAAAUGCCUCCGAACAGUGUCCAUUCUGCAACAUUUCUAUUGACGAAAAAUUGCUCCAUCAAAUUCUUGUGAUGAACAAUUUUUCAACAGUCUUGGAUUAGAUUGAACCCAGUUCUAUCUCCUGAUUAAUAAGGCAAUCAAUUUGAUUACACUGUUUUCUUCCAGUUUCUUUGGUCUAGAGUGAAUCAUGAAAAUCUUUCUGUUUCGUGGGUUUUCAACUUUGGCAGAUUCUGUGUCGAUAAAACCCACAUCUGCAAAACCCCAAUUUCAUGGAAAUUUGAUUAGGAGGAAUUGGAAUCCAAUUCCAAUACCCAACAGAACACUCCCUGAGCCCAAAGGCCAAGACCUUGAUUUUAUUAAUGUUGCACAUAGCCAUCUGACUCACACUGAUUGGGAUAAGCUUAAUUCAUUGUCGACCAAUUUUACACCGUUCAGAGUUAAGCACAUUUUGCUAAGGAUCCAAAAAGAUCAUGUUCUUUCACUGGAAUUCUUCAACUGGGUCAAAACCCAAAACCCUAAUUCUCAUACGCUUGAAACCCAUUCGAUGAUCCUCCACACUCUUACCAAAAACAGAAAAUUCAAAUCUGCUGAGCUCAUUUUGAAGAGUGUACUUAUUGGAAGUUCAAUAGAUACUGCAGAUAAGUUGUUUGAUGCAAUCCUUUAUUCAUAUCGAAUGUGUGAUUCCUCGCCUCGCGUAUUUGAUUCACUGUUCAAGACCUAUGCACAUAGGAAAAAGUUUAGGAAUGCUACGGAUACAUUUUUUCAGAUGAAGGAUUAUGGAUUUUUGCCUACUGUCGAGUCCUGCAAUGCUUAUUUGAGCUCUUUGCUUGAUUUACAUAGGGUGGAUAUUGCUUUGGCAUUUUAUAAAGAAAUGUGCAGAUGUAGGGUAUCACCAAAUGUGUACACUCUUAACAUGGUUAUGUGUGCUUAUUGCAAGUCAGGAAAGCUCGAAAAGGCAGUCCAGGUGUUUGAGGAAAUGCGUAUGCUAGGAAUUAGUCCUAAUGAUGCCUCUUACAAUACCUUGAUUACAGGGUAUUGUCACAAGGGUCUCUUGAACUUGGCUAUGAAGCUUAAAAACUUGAUGAGGGAAAGAGGGGUGGAGGCAAAUGUGGUUACCUUUAACACUUUAAUUUAUGGGUUUUGCAAAGAAGGGAAAACACAUGAAGCUAGUAAAGUUUUUAGUGAGAUGAAAGUCCUGAAUGUACCUCCUAAUACCAUAACUUACAAUACUUUAAUAAAUGGGUACAGCAAAGUGGGAAAUAGUGACAUGGGCAGUAGGCUUUAUGAGGAGAUGUUAAGGAAUGGGGUUAAAGCUGAUAUAUUGACAUACAAUGCCUUGAUUUCAGGCCUAUGCAAGGAGGGCAAGACCAAGAAAGCUGCAUAUAUGGUUAAAGAACUUGAUAAAGUGAACUUGGUUCCUAAUGCUUCUACCUUUUCUGCUCUUAUUAGCGGGCAGUGUAUGAGAAAUAACUCUGACCGCGCUUUUCAGCUGUAUAAAAGUAUGGUGAGGAGUGAUUGUCAUCCAAACAAACUGACUUUCAACAUGUUGAUUUCUGCUUUCUGCAAGAAUGAUGAUUUCGAAGGAGCAUUUACAGUCCUGAUGGAAAUGUUUGAAAGGCAUAUGGCUCCUGAAUCGGAUGUUCUAUUGGAAAUUUACCAUGGACUUUGCCAAUGUGGAAAAGAUCAUUUGGCAAUGAAAUUGUGCAGUGAGAUGGAAGCUAGAUUUAUCAUGCCAGAAGGUUUUGGAAAAGCUAAACCAAUCAACCGAGGACUAGAGAAGGAGAACAAAGCAUUUGGACAAAGUUUGUAAGGGAAAAGAAGAAAACUUUUAGAUUUGUGUGGGUAAAAAGAAACGAUAGAGCAAGGCCAGUAUGCAAUGGGUGUUCAGAGAUAUACUUGCAAUAUUCAAGCCGAUCUAUACACCGCUUGGACAGGCAGUAAUCUUGGGAGGCGUUUUCAUGCUUGCAGAAAUUAUGAGGUAAGUAAUUAGGGAAAUUUUGUAAGGUUUUCAAUGUGUGAGUUGGGUUUUUGCAGACAUCAAAUUAUUGUUGGUAUUUUCAGUGAUAUGAUGAUUCUUUCCCAUUAAGAGCAAUAAAAGUGAUUUCUGGGUUACUGAGGAGGAUUGAUCAACAUGAUCAUGAUCUUCAAGCUGCCUGAGGGAAAGGGAGAAAGUGGAUAUACAUUGCACUGUGUUUGGCUCUUUAUAUUGUGGUGGAGAAAGUGUUUCUGAGAUAAGAUAAUGAAGACUGAGGGCUAAGUAAAAUUUCAAUUGACAUGCUAAAAAAAUGCAUGUUGGUUUAGUGGUUGUAUGAUGGUUAGAAUUUUUCUAAAAUGAAAUUGUAGUGUUUAAGUGUAGUUCGUAAGUAGAGAAUGGGUUUGGUGGGGGUUUUGUAUGGAUGGAUUUUAUUAUGCGGAAUGUGAACCGAAAUUUUACAAAAAUGUAAAUGAAUAUCUUCUUUUAAUCAAACCAGUUGUCAUGUUUGAUUUUCUGAUAA